Messenger RNA from Haliotis rubra (blacklip abalone), 3404 nucleotides. RefSeq names its product dehydrogenase/reductase SDR family member 7-like. NCBI's taxonomy places the organism in Eukaryota, Metazoa, Mollusca, Gastropoda, Lepetellida, Haliotidae. The transcript is spliced from 10 exons. The record is from RefSeq and is a predicted model, not a curated record. Bases 196 to 1161 code for a protein of 321 amino acids.
ACACAUACCUGAAUAGAUAUCACUUCAUGACAAUGGAUAUCUGUAGCCGAGUCUAUGUCUUUGUGUGAGAUAAGACAAUUUAAGGCAUAUAAUAUAUUCUGUAUAUGAAGACAUUGCUGUCAAACUUAAAUCGAGAUCGAUGUACUUUGUAUCAUCAGGCGUUUUGCUACCUGUAUAAGGAGACACAAGAUCACAAUGGUGGAUGUUUUGUUCCUGUGCAUUGGUUGUGUUGUCGUCCUUUGUGUCAUACAACUACUUCGACUGAUCAAAGCUGACUGUGACCUGGUGCUACAAUGGGCAACAUGUUUUGGAAAAUCUCCAAAGCGCCUGAGAGGUAAAGUGGUGUGGGUGACUGGGGCCUCCAGCGGUAUCGGGGAGUCCCUCGUUUACGAGCUGGCAUCUGUUGGAUGUCGUCUGGUACUGUCUGCCCGUCGAGAAGAGGAGUUGAACAGAGUAAAGAAGCAAUGUCUGACAUGUGGCCCGCUUCAAGACAAUGACAUCAUGGUGGUGCCAUUGGACAUGGUCAAGCAACAUGAACAUGCAGAUGCUGUCAAGAAAGUCCUCCAGCAUUUUAAACAGAUAGACAUUCUGGUGAACAAUGCUGGCCGCUCACAGAGAGCUGAAUGGGUGAAAACAUCCGUUGACGUUGAUCGUGAGAUGCUGGAAACCAAUGUCCUGGGACCCUUAUCACUGACUAAAGCUGUCCUUCCCGACAUGAUAGCUCGGAGGGACGGUCACAUUGUGGUCAUGAGUAGUGUUGCUGGCAAAGUGGGAGCUCCACUGUCUGGAUCGUACACGGGGUCUAAACAUGCGAUCCAGGGCUGGUUUGAGUGUUUGUGGGUGGAACAGUAUCCCAACAACAUCAAAGUGACAAUGGUCUGUCCUGGACCUGUCUUUUCCAACCUACUGGCUAUUGCCAUGACUGAGGAGAAAGGAAAGGUCGUGGGAGGUGAAAUGAAAGCAGGGGAGAAGAGGAUGGCGACGUCCCGGUGUGCCAGUCUCACAGCAGUCGCCAUCGCCAAUCAGCUGGAUGAGGUGUGGAUUGCCCUCCACCCAGUACUGGCCUUCACCUACAUGUUCCAGUACUUCCCAUCCUUCGCAAGAAGACAGGCCUGUAAGAUAGGUCUCGCCAAAUUAAAGAAGAUGAGAGAGGGUCAAUAGUGGAUGAUUUGAAAGCUAUCAUCCCUGUCCAGCUCUGACCAGCACAAGGCAUUUCACCUUAUACAAUGCACUGACCAGCACAAGGCAUUUCACCUUAUACGAUGCACUGACCACACGGUGGACAUCUGUGAAGUUAAUCGCUGAAACCAUUCCAGUGAAAUGUCCGAGAUUUCUGAAUGACUGUUAAAGAGACAAUGUCUCUAUUUAUAGCUCUGUUUCUGAAUCCUAUCUAUGAUGGUGUGGUGAUGAUGGUUUUCUGUUCUCACAUAUCUAAACUGGAUGUAUGUACCAUGUAUAACUGCGUAAAGGCCCUGUCACAUCUUGACGAUUUAGCCAGCAUAUGUCGACAUAUCUAAAUCUCUCUAAAACAAUGGUAUUCAUUGAAAUAUAGAUGUUUUUUAAAUGUUGGGUAUAUACAUAGUGUAUUCAUAACAAGUUGGACAUAUGCAUAACAUAUUAGUAAUUUAGAAUAUUUUGAUAACUUACAGAAAACUUAUCCGACGAAUGCUUAGCGUAUUGUCAGCAUUCACAACUUAUGCCCAACGAUAGUCUAACUUAUGCACAGAGCGCGGCAGCAUAUUGCCUACGAUCACAUGUAGUAACUUAUAAAAAGGCUGCCGCUCGAUGAUUCAAAUCCUAACCACACUAGACAUUGCAGUAUCAACAUCACCGUAUCAACAUCACUGUCAUGCCGAAGAAAACUUUGAAAAAAAUGCUGCCAAUAUGCCAUCAUAUGGUAGCUGUAAGUUAGAAACACAUACAUUAAGUUCUGUGGUCGUCAGGAACAUGUCAAAUACGUCUAUAUACAUCAAUGUAUGUUGGCGAUAAGUCGAUAAAAGUAACACAGACGUUUAAAGCAUGUUACUCAUAGGUUAGAAUAAGGUUUGGGUCGCUUGACAUUAUUUCAAAGUAUUUUGACUAAUGAGUAACUUACAAGUAACGUGUGUGAACAUAUGUCAACGCUCACAGAACUUGCCUACAACUUAUGGCCCACGUAUGCAGGACGUUGGCAGAAGUCGAAAAUUUUGUGCAUGCACAAAGUUUUCCGACGACCUUUGCUGUACUACAGCCAGCGUGCUUCAGCAGGCGUUUAACUUAUACAAAACUUAUCCAUAACUUAUUUGAUGAACAACAGCGUACAUUUUUCAUAGGCUGGCUAAAUCAUCAAGUUGUGAUGGGGCCUUAAUCAGCCUUGUUCCAUCAAGUAUAUGACCGAUGUCAGUACCUUCAUUUGCAGAAUCUGUCAAACUUUGGGCACUGAAGUAUAAUGCUUCUCAAACAAGGGUGGAAUAGGAUUAUGUGUCAGGUUUAUUGUAUCUGAUUUAUUAAUGCUGAACAAAUCCAUACUCACUUACUCUCCCAAUAUUCGGACAUGUUUCUAUGAAUUCAUUGUUCACAAUCACUUUCACAAUGGAGUCUCUUCCUUUCACUGAAUAGGUAAACUUGUAAAUUUUGUCUUCUGGCUUUCUAGCACCAGUAAGUCCUCCAAUAUAAUGAUUCAGGUUCAGUUUGCUGUUAAUGUGCAUAGUGUUACAUUUCAUUACCUUUUUAAUCAGACUACUCAGAUUUCAUUCUCAUCCAAAUUGGAAGAAUACUAUAUUCCGCUUUCUGAAGUGCUAGAUGGUUAACAGUCACGUUGCUCGCUUAUCCUACUGGGUACCCAUUUACUGCAAGGUGAGCAGAGCAUGUUUCCAACAAAGUCUCUAGUUGUGGAGACAGCCAUGCAUCCACGUCUGUGUUUUACCCUUUAAACAGUUUUUAUGUUGAUUUGUGAGAUAAUCCUAGCUAAUUCUAUGUUUGAUAUCUUUAUGUAUCCUCUGUGUAACAUGUAUUGGGAGCAGCAGAGAGAUGCACCUCAUGUAGCAAGUGCUUUAUUGUUAGGCAGAACACACUGUGCCAGCAACAGUAAUCCAACUGACUUUUGGACUUUCAUCCUGCCCUCUCUACAAAACGCCUUCAUCACCUCAAACUGCUGCACUCUGUGUUCAUAUCCACUGACUUACACAAACACCUUCACCCAUUAAGUAUACGAUUGAAACCUUUUAAUAAGCCUCCCAUCUCACAUUUUAAUCAUUUUAAAUACAUCAAAAUCUGAUAAUUGAUUGGAUGUGUACAAAUGUAUAUUUGUUAAAUUGCAUAAGCAUAGGAUUGAACAUGCUCUGUGUAACCAUAGAUAAUGUACACAGUGUUCCUGCUUAGCUGCAUAUUUGAUUAAUGUAUGCAAAAUAAAUCAUCAUUACAUA